Molecule: messenger RNA, 10540 nt
Organism: Diabrotica balteata
Lineage: Eukaryota; Metazoa; Arthropoda; Insecta; Coleoptera; Chrysomelidae
Source: the annotation of a GenBank genome assembly
GUUUUGGUAUCUUGUCAUUUGAGUGAUUGUUGUAAAUUGUGUAAUAACCGUGGAAUUUGUCGUGAAAAAUGUUGUUAUGCGUAAAUAAAAUAUAAAAAAUAUGGGUGCUAAGGAUUCUAAAAGGAGUUGCUUGAGCUACGAUGAUGCAGUAAAACGAAUGUCCGAUGCUGAAUAUCGGCGAGUAUGCGCGACAUUCAAAAGGCUCACCAACGGCGGUCAGCUCCUGACUCGACAUGCCUUCACUCAGAACGUACUAGGCGAUGGAGUACCUCUAACCAUAGCAGAUUGGUUAUAUACAGCUUGUGGAGGAACCACUCGAGGAAUAGCACUUAGAGAUCUUAUUUGCGGAUUAGUUUUACUUACCAAGGGCACGCAAGAGGAAAAAAUCAAAUUCUUAUGGACUCUCUACUGUAACGAUUCCGCCACCCAUCUCACAAGGAGCGAAUUUAAGACUGCAUUACAAAUAGAAGGAGGUCUACCUCCGGAUAGUAAAUCGAGUAACGCAUCUGGGGACCGUACUGUCAUAUCGCUUUUCAGUAAUCAAGAUAAAGUUAGCUUCGAAGACUUUAGGGCGUGGAUCACAUAUAAAAAGGAGUCUACGAUACUAUCAAAAUGGCUUUUGUCAAAUCCAUGCGUAUCACUGAGCUCAGAACUAGAAACGCCCACUUUUUAUCAAACUUUAGCUGGAGUAACCCACUUGGAGGAACAGGAUAUUUGCGAAUUAGAAAAGUGCUUCUGGGCCCUACAGGCUUCGUCUGCUACUUCUAAUCUAGAUUUUAAUUGCUUGAAGUCUCGUGUAUGUCCGCCUGUACCUCUAAAAGCGUGUAAAGGAUUAUUUUUGGCAUUAGAUGUAAACCGUGACGAUCAUGUGGAUUUCAAGGAAUUAUGUUGCGGUAUAUCUGCGGCAUGUAGAGGACCUAUGGUCGAGAGAAUGAAAUUUUGUUUCAAAAUCUUCGACAUGGACCGAGACUGUUACCUGAACUCCGAAGAAGUUCAACACAUGACUCAAACCCUAAUAGUAGUAGCAAACGAAAACAAACUCACCUAUUUCCAACAGUUCCAACCCGAUCCUCUUCCAAAGCCCGAUUUGCUUACCGACGUUAUGUUAAGUGAAACGAAAAGGUCCGAGGCGGUGGGAAAUGGAGAUAUGCAUCGGGAAAUAUUGGCAUGUCUGCAAUCGAAGUUGGAUGAUAAGGGCGGCCUAACACAGGAAGAUUUCUUGGUAUGGAGCGUAGAGAAUAAUAGUCUGGUAGCACCCUUAUUGGAGCUGUUAUUUCAAGUGUGUCAUGUAUCUCUGGGGCUGAGGCCUCACUGUCGCCAUAACGAAUAUGAAAUUGUCAUGGGAUGGCUAGAAAGAGAACAACGUAGAGGUUACCACGUAGGUCAGUUCUGGUACCUGAUUUCAUCUGACUGGUGGAAUCAAUGGAUAAACUACACAGCAGCUCCUCGAACUAAUCUAGAUAUAUGUAAUUGCCGUAAUGAAAGUAGAUUACCGAUAGAAGAAGGAAUAGCGUGUGACGAAAGUCUCAUUAGCAAUACUACAGACUAUACAUCUACUUCUAACGAUUUUAAUUCCAAUAGUAUGGAAUCUAUGGGAGAUCUGCUGACUAGAGGGGGUGACAGGUGCAGUAUUUCUUCUAGCUCUGGAGUCUCUAGCAGUUCAGGAACAGGUCCUAAGAGGAGCAUAGGCCAACCAGGACCCAUAGACAAUUCCAGUUUAAUAGCCGAACCCAUGUGUAAGGUUCAAACACUUACAGGAGAGGGAGGCAGACUUAAACGAGAUACGCCUUUGGUACAACAUAGAGACUUUGAAUUAGUGCCUGAAUCAUUAUGGAAAGCACUAGCGAUGUGGUAUGGGGGCCCGGUGCCACUUCCUAGACAAGUUAUUUUACCGCCCGGACGAACUGAAGUAGAAUUAGAAUUAUACCCAGUAAAUUUAAAAAUCCUUCGACAUCUUGCUCAACAAAGAAUAAGCACGGCUUCGUGGAGUAGUGUUGUGGGAGGUUAUGGUGCGGCAGCAUUAAGUACUGCAGGCUUGACAUCAACAGUUAAUGCUAGUACUAGACGUUAUCUUGCUCAUACAGCAGCAUUUUCGCGACUUGCCACUGUUCAACAAGUUACUGAUUUUUUAUGUCAUCGUCUGAGCCUACGAUUGGAAGAUGCAAGACUUUGGUGGCUUAGGGAGCAUGCUGCGAGCCUACUAGAUGACGAAAACGCCACUUUGGAAGAGCUGGGAAUUAUGGAUGCGGACCAAGUACUACUUGAAGUGAGAAAUAAAGAUCAAACUUGGCCCGAAGAACUAGGACAGUUAGUGGCUGGCGGAGGACAUGAAGUUGGUCUUAGCGUUGAAAGAAGACCUACUAUUUUUCUUCCUGAAGGUGCUACCGGCCUUCACAACUUAGGCAACACUUGUUUUAUGAACGCAGCUCUUCAAGCUGUAUCGAACACCCGACCUUUAACACUUUACUUUAGAAGAGACAACCAGUUGUCAGAGUUAAACAUUACAAACCCAUCCGGUUCCAAAGGAGCUGUUGCCAGACGUUAUGCGGAGCUUUGUAGAGAAUUAUGGGCAGGAUCAACCAGAAGUGUAGCACCUUUGAAACUAAGAUACCUAGUAACCAAAUAUUCGCCGUACUUUCAAGAUGGUGGACAACAUGACUCACAGGAACUUCUUGCUUGGCUUCUGGACACGCUUCAUGAAGAUUUAAAUAGAGUGGCUGUUAAACAGUACACAGCACUGAAAGAUAGUAACGGUAGACCGGAUGAAAUCGUUGCGGAAGAGGCAUGGGAGCAACAUUUGUCUAGAGAUCACUCGAUCAUUACUGAUCUUUUUUAUGGACAAUUAAAGAGCAAGGUGACAUGUCAAACAUGUGGACAUGAAUCAGUACGAUUUGACAUUUUCAACGUUCUCAGUUUGCCUUUGCCUAUGGAAAGCUAUACACUAUGUGAAGUUUUAGUGGUGCGUUUAAAUGGAGAAUGUCCCGUAAAAUAUGGUAUGCGCCUUCAAUCAGAAGCUAAAUAUAUAGAACUCAAGGAACAUUUGUUCAACAUAUGUGGCAUCAAACCCCAAAGUCUUCUGGUAGCCGAAGUAGCUUCCAGUCAGAUUUGUAAUAUUCCCGCCGACGAUGCGAAGAUCAACCCCACUACUGCUACAGAGCUCUACGCCUAUGAGUUGCCUGAGACCAUAGAAGUGGUGCCCAAGGCAGAGAUAGAGAUCGAACCAGACGUGGAAGUGGAAAUUUGUGAUAGCCCAUUGGCAAGAAGUCCCGAGGUAAGCCAUGGUUCGGCCCUAUGCAUGCCCAACAUUCUAUGCUUCAAGAACAACAGAUCUAAACAAGGAAAUCAGGAACCUAGGAUAAGCAAUAUUUCGUAUAAAAAACCUUCAAUAUCUGUAAAUUCCAAUACAUCUACUGCCUCAGCUUCAUCAGACUCAAGCCGAAAGUGUCCUUCUUACCUUAUAGCCGUUCAUAGGAAAUGUGUCAGACAAGAAACGUAUUUUCUAUCGCAGCAGAAGAGCAAACCUAGUCUAUUCGGAAUGCCUCUCCUACUCGGAUUUAACGGAAAGAGCUCCUGCCAAAGCCUUUACGAAGAAGUGUGGAAUCAAGUGACUAGAUUGUUAAGUCCUUUACCUCAAAGCGACCAGCCCAACCACGCAACUGACUGUGAUGACUCUCUAGGCUACGAAUUCCCAUUCACGUUAAAGGCUGUUCUCCAAGGUGGACAAAUUUGCGCCAUUUGUCAUUGGACUCAAUUUUGUAGAGGAUGCAUCAUUCCCUGCUCAGAAGAACUUCUUGUAAACAUGUGUUCAUCUAGUCUAAAUAACAUGUGUAUUUCGAUUGACUGGGACCCGACUGCAUUACAUCUCAGAUAUCAGACUAGUAGAGAAAAGACCUGGUUGGAGCACGAAUCAGUAGUCACAUGUAGAAAAUUACACGCUGAACCAAUCGACCUGGAUUAUUGUCUCAGAGCUUUUACGUCAGAAGAGAGGUUGGAAACUAAGUAUCAUUGUAGUAGUUGCCAAGAUCAUCAACCAGCAACUAAAAAGAUGCAAAUUUGGAGGUUACCACCAAUACUUAUAAUACAUCUAAAACGAUUCGUUUUUGUUAACAACAAAUGGGUAAAAACUCAAAAAGUCGUCAACUUCCCCUUCAAGAAUUUUGACCCCACAUCAUAUCUGGCCUCGGUUCCACAGGAAACUAUUUUGAGGCACCGACAACUUUUAGCAAAGAAGAAUGAAGAACUGGAAAAAUCGACUGACAGCCAACCGGAAAGGAUACUCGAGGAAAACGAAGAAGGCAGCAGUGAAACAAAGUGCAACGUAGAUGAUAAGUGUAAAGGGAAGUGUGUUAAAGACGCUAACUCUCCUUUGGAAAGUUGUAAAUUGCUAAAUGAUAGUGAUAAAGGAAAGGGAAAUAAAUUAGCAGAUAGAAACAGUAAAGUGAGGGCGAGGUUAGAAUCUACUAGUUUAAUUAAAACUCCGAUUAUUGACGAGCAUUUGAAAGAUUAUCACAGGCAUCAAUUAAAGCCUGGUCAAGACGCAUUUGACUUGAAGUAUCAACUCUACGCUGCAGUGUGUCAUUCUGGAAUGCUUAAUGGUGGACAUUAUAUUUCCUACGCGUGUAAUCCCAAUGGCCAUUGGUACUGCUACAAUGACAGUUCAUGCCGAGAAGUACUUCCGGAUCCCGAAAUAAAUAGCAAUAAAUCGACGCUCUCUCUGAGCUCUAAUACCUCCAGUAAACCCUCCUCUUGCACACCUUUGGCUAAAAGAAAAAAUAUCAGAAAACUCAGUUCUGGUAGUACAGUAUCGGAAGAUCUUGAAAAGAAAGAAAGUAAUGUUAAUAUGAGUUCGACUGAAACCUUGAGUAGUUCCAGAUCGAACUCUGUGGGUUCCGUGGAUAAGUUAGGAACGAACGUGGACAGCUACAAUGAAAAAUUACUGUCGGAGUCUCCAUACAGUAGUAGAAAAUCCCUGAAUAAUUAUAAAUGUCCCUAUCGGGAUGUAAAAGUGCCCAAGAUCGACACUAGUACUGCUUAUAUUCUGUUCUACGAGAGAUCAGGAUUAGACUAUGAUCCAUAUUUACCAAAGGUCGUUCCCAAUGGCAAGGAAAUGCCUCUUGACGACCUCGAUGAAACUGACUCGGAGUUACGAAAACAAAUAUGUUCGAUCCAGUAGCGAAAGAAUUUAUGAAGCGAAGGUCUGCUAGUUCAAUAUGUUGAUUUGUUUUUUGGGUCAGCGAUUAGUUCCCAACUUGUACUAAAUAUUUUAUUUUCUGUAAAUAUUUCGUUGUCUUUAAGAAAUUAUUUAUUAUUUAUAAUAUCGUAUUCAAUACAUGUCUGGAUAGUCAUAACUAUAUGUACUUUUUGUAAAGAAAAUCUUGCAAUCAAAAUUGUCUUCUGGAUUUUUUAGUACUCUUGCGCAACAAUACACUAACGUUUUGUAUUUAAACUACCGAACUAUAAUAAUAUUCAUUUUUAAAAUGUAUUUUACUACUUAAUUUCUGCUUUUGGAAACAAAUGAGAUUUAAAAUGUUGUGAUAUUUUGUAUAAAAUUCUCAAAAAAGUAGAUUUUGUGAGUUCGGGAACUAGAUUAACUGGCCGUUUUAGUUACUUGGGUUUUAUUGUUGGUUUUAUUUGGUUUUUAUCUUAGUAAAGAGCUUUAUUAAAACUCUAAACCAUUAUUUAGACGUACCAGUGCAAAUAUUACAAAAUAUUGAGCCUUACUUAUUACAUAAAUCUUAAGUUAAAACGUAGUACACAGUAGGAGGUGUUUUAGUUAAAGACUUUGUUAACUAACUAUCUUGUUGUAUUCGAAUAACCCAAGUAUCCCAUGAUUUUCAAGUAAUUGUUUAUCCCUAAAUGUGGCUUUACAUUCCGUAUUAUAUAGCCGUUGAAUCAAAGAUCCUAGACUGUGACACCUUGGCUAAUACCUUGAUAGAGAAUGUGAGAUUUGGGAAAGUUUAAUACCGAUACAGAAUCACGAAAUAUCGAUAUACAAUAUAAUGUACAUCUGAUAUCGCGACAUCUCAGAAGUAGGAUUUGUAAUAUGAACAGUGAUUCACGUGUACCCAUGGAAUUGCGCAACCAAAUUGCAUUCUUCGCAUUUCUUGUAAAUUCUGGCAUGUAUGAUUUUAAGAAAAAUCUUAGGUGCAUGACGUAUAAGGCUAAUAGUUCGGAAAUCUUCGUACGUUUUCGCAGAUCGUUUUUUUGGUAGUGUUACAAUUGUUAACAAUAGCCAUUUCACUGGGAUAUUCCCUGGAUCGUAUAUGGCGUUAAACAGUGGCCUUACCAUUCUUAGACUGUUUUAAAGCUACUUUCACUUCGCUUUCUAGUAUUGACGACCCUGUCGUGCAAUUUAUUUCUGGAAGGUUACCUCGGUAGUCUCAGAAAAGUUCUUCGAUGUACAUUUUCCAGGUUACCAACUUCUCCUUAACUGUCGUUGCCAGGUUCCCGUCUUUGUUUAUGAGGAAGUGUGUGUGUUUCUCCUCUUGGCUUCUCGAAUCUUUCGGUGGAUAUUUAUAUGAUCGUGUUUCACUUGGAGCUCUUCGAUUUAUUUUCCUUUUUCUUGCAUCCAUGUCUCUUUGGCUCUUCGUAUUUCUUUUUUGUUUGGUUGAUUUCUUGGUAUUUCUUCGCGUCCCUGUUUUUUACUAAUUUCCUUUAGUUCAUCAUCUGCAGAAUGUUAUCAGUCAUGUAUUCUCUAUUUUUUACUUUGUUUUCUUUCCCAGAUGUUCUUUUCCCGCAUUUAGCAUGACGCCUUUGAUAUAACCCCAUUUUUGUUCUACACCUUGUUCUUGUUGUUUAGUGGUUUCUAGUUUUUCUCGGGGCCUUCGAGAGUGUCAUAAUCCAGGUUCUGUUCAGGUUUACUUUUCAUAAGUUUCUUUAGUUUGAGUGGUAUCUGGCCCACUAAUGGGUUGUGGUCCGGUGAAAAGUCUGCUUCUGGGAAGGUCUUCGUCGAAGUUAAGCUGUUCUUGAGUCUUUUGUUAAUGAAAAUAAAGUCCUAUCUAGUUUUUGAUGAUAUUGUUGGCUGAAUCUGCAGGUGACUUCCACGUAUAAAAUUGUCUCGGGGGAAGUCUAAACCAGGUGUUAGCAAUGGUAAAAUCUUCUUCCUGGCAAAAUUGAAUAAGUCGGUUUCCCCUUUCGUUUUUACGAUAUCUUCUAUUCUGCUUUUGCUAACUUUGGCAUUAAAAUCACCCAUUAUGAUGGUUUUUCUUGAUAUGUUUUAGUGCUUUUUGUACAAGUACAUAGAACUCCUCAAUAUACUCUUCUGGCUUUUCUGAUGUUGGAGCGUAAAUUUGAAUGAUGUUCGUAUUAACGGGUCUGCUUUGCAGCUUCAUCAGAAUGACGCUAUCAGAGAGAGGUAGCACGCUGAUCACAGCCUCAGCGACCAUUUUGCUCACAAGCACUGCUACGCCAUUCUAGUGAUGUGUUUUAUCGUUUACCGAAUAAUAUACUAUAUACUCAUCCACCCAGCACUGUCCCGAGCCUUGCCAUCUGAUCUCGCUGAUUUUCAUCAUGUCAAUAUUGAGUCUUCUCAUUUCUUGAAUGGUGGUGUGUAUUUCCUCCCUUCAAACGUACUUCGAACAUUCCAAGUACAGAUUUUUUGAACGUUCCACGUGCACACUCUAUUAGUGUUUAAAUAUUGGUAAGGAUUUCGUGGGUUGACGACCUGAGAAGCCUUACGUUUUCGUGUUCCUCCUCCCCUGCCGGAUCUUGGUAACUGAAGUCCAUGAUCAGUACCUUCUCCAAAUUGAUUUACAUUAACCAUGAUGAAUGAACUAGGGACUAUUUAUAGGGUGGUUUCUCGUUGCCUUCCCCAUCGCAGUGUCACAGCCGUUUGACUCAUAAUGUGAGUGACGCCUGUGAGUAUCUAGAAUUAAAGAAUUAAUCCUACAGGAUUUUUUUUUUACGUUCCCACAGCCUUAAUCCAGUAGUGACAUUACUGCUGCCUAAUGCCAUGUCCUCAGUUGAUCCGCCGGUACUUAUUUGACUAUGCCUUAUUCGUACCUGUUCUGCAUAUCUGCAACAACUUUCCCUAUCAACCAUCGGGACGCGCCUUGUCGGGGUUGAGGACUUCCCCGCCUAGUAUGCCUUACGCAAAGUACUGAAGGGCCCUUCCUCCACGCAAGUUGAUACCAGCACGAUCUAUUACUUUUUUUAGUAAUACUUGACAUUUUUUCAAUUGUACCUGUUUGAUUUAUCGUUUUUAUAGUUUUUUCGCAUUUACGGUAUAAUAUAUUGUAUAUUUUUUACUGCAUUUAAUUUAGAAAGAAUACAUAAAGAUCACCAUAAUUAACAUUUGCUGUACCUACUAAUUUAAACUUGCUCACUUGAUGAACAGAGUAUCCUAAGUAUUUACUGAGUUUUAUUACCGGGUAAUAUGUCAGUUUCCUUCCGGAUAUUCUACAUCGAGAUUAUAAUCAACACAUGUUUUAAAAGCGCUAAAUAUGUUCAAUUAUUUUUAAUAUUUAUCGACAUAAAUAAUGAAGUAGUAAUAGUUUUCAGUUUGGUAAAGCUCUUUUCUAUUUUGUUACAUUUCUUAGAUUUAAAAUGAACUGUUAGUUAUUUUUAUACGUGCCACAAAAGUGGAAUUAUCCUUUUAGUUUAGUAUGAUUAAUUUAGAAAAGGUUUUAGUGUUAAGCCUGACCGAUCGAAAAUAUUAAAAAUAUAAUAACCUCCGAAAUUAUAAAUACAAACAAAUAAAAGGCAUACUUCAAACGAUACGCAGACUUUUACUUCGAGCAAUAUAUAAAAACAUGUGCAGUGAUUUUCUUCAAUGCUCUUCUUUUUUUUUCUUUUCGAAAUCAGUACUUCCUAUUUCCAUUUGUACAGCCACCCACCAUUUUAUGUUAUAAAUUUAAUACCAACUUUACAACGUCUUAUUGGGUACCACUAAUACUUUAUUAUGAUCUGAAUAUAAUGCAAGCAAUAAAGUUUUAAUUUUUUAUUACUUCUUUGUUUAACACAUAUUGUACUUAACCCUUUCAGUCACCCUACAAGAAAUAAUACAAGUGAAAAUCUGAAACUUUUCAGCUUUUUUCUAUGAUUUUUUUUAAAGAUUUGAAAUCAUAGAAUUUGGCUAUAGCCCUUUUGGUUUUUAGUUUAUUGAAUGUCCUUCUAAGUGGACAAAGUUACUUUAGGUUGUCACCGUAAAGCCUCGAGAAAAAGUUAAAAACUGAAGUAUCUUAAACUAUCACAAAAAUAAAUACAAAAUUGUAUUAUUUGUUAUGAUAUAUUCGAAAGCGAAAUUUACUGACACAGUAAAAGAUUUUUUGGAGUAUAUAUUCAUCAUGCCUAAUCUCCGUGGAAGGAUGGGAUUCACUUCGGAUUUCAACGUAUUGAACGCUACAUUCAUUUCCGUUCUGUAUGCUGUAUCAAAUAUUCUGCAACAGUUUGUCAAAAUUUCCAGAGAUUUUCCACUGAAAUUAUCCACUGUCAUGUCAAUGGCAUGUGUAAUCUAACGAACCAUUUUCCGUGCUCCAACUCCCCCAUGCUUUGGUUAAAAAAAUCUAACAGCUUCAGGUUGGAAUACAUUAAUAUACUGUUUUUUUUUGUCAUCUUUGGCAAUUGCCCAGUUGUCCUAUACCAACAAAGUUAGAUGCAAAAAUCACUGGUUGAUUAUCAAACUAUUUCGUGAUAACCACUCCGUCUUUACUUUCAACUUUAUCACAAGUACCUCUUCCCUCUUUUUUCAUGUAUUUGUCGGUUUUUAUUGGAGUUUUAGCAACUCUGCCAACAGCGAAAAUAUUUUUGAAUUAAGAAACUGGAAGAUAAUAUAUGUACUAAAAUAAUUAUUGACGUACAGUCCAUGUUUUUUUUUUCUGUGUCUCUCUCAGCUAUCUGCAUUAUUGUUGCAGUUCCCGUACUAAACGUUCCCCACUUAUCUUGGUAUUUGCUCCUUGGUAAAUUAUAAAGUCAUACCAGACAUAACAAAUAUUUUUAUUCGUUUCACAACUUGUGUCAUGAAGUACGUUUGUCCUUUCUGGAGGACGUCAUUGUUUACAAAAAUAUACAAAGUUUACGAGAACACUAAGUGUAUAUUUAAAUAAACAAGCAUAACUGAUUCAGUUUCUACUUACAAUAAAACCAAUUUUAUAUAUAUUUCAGUUUUUAAUUUUACUUGUAAAUACAUCAAUCACAAAUUUGCACGUUUUUGGAGGACAUUUCGCGCAAAACUGAAGUAAUUAACUUUGUCAUUGGUAUUGUGUUUGCUCAUAGGUAACACCAUCAUUCGUUAAUAAGUAAAUACACUGUCCUUUUACAGGAAACAUGUGAUUUCGGAGGAUUAAAUGCCACUAUUCGGCAAUAUGAUGCUUAAUAACCUGUGUCCUCGUAGGAGGACGCUGUAACUGAAAGGGUUAACGACGUAUUAUCAUUAUUAUUUGCGGUCUAAAUAAUCCAACCAACAGUUUUUCUAGUCUAAAUAUCGAUCAAUUUUAGUGUGUAUCAAUUAUUUGAUUAGAAAAUACAUAUUCAAAUGAUUUGAUGUUAAACUGUGUUUGUUUAAUGAAGAUUAUUUCAGUUAAAGAUUAAAUUUUUAGCUUGC